AAUAAGCCCCGAUUCCCAGACAACUGAAAUCAAUAGGAACCAAUCGCAAUUGAUAUUUUAAUAAUACGUGGAGUUUUCAUGUAACAACAGCUUAGCGGAUUUUCCCCCCUUCUGUCUCGAUCCAGGAUCAGAAUUUACAGUUUUACAACUUCUACUGAUAGGGUUGAGGGUUAGAAUUGUUCUGAAUGGGGAUUCAAACAACGGGAUCCCAAAGCAAUGGCCAACAGGCUCUUUCACAAGCCCCUAGGUAGUAUGAACCUUGAUGAGCUUCUCAAUAAUGUAUGGAGUAAUGAAUCGAAUCCGACCUUGGGGAUGGAUAACGGAAGUAUAUCAUCAUCGUCUUCUCUCCAACGUCAGGCUAGCCUAACCUUGGUUAGAGCUCUGAAUGGGAAGACGGUUGAUCAAGUUUGGACUGAGAUACAACAUGGUCAGAAGAGGAGGUAUGGUGAGGAGAUGAAGGAUCAUGAAAGAGAACCAACGCUUGGCGAAACCACGUUGGAGGAUUUUUUGGUACAAGCAGGACUUUUUGUUGCUGAUACAUCAUUGACUCCUACCAUGGAAUUGCAUACACAACAGAGUUUACCACUGCAGUUCAGAUCGUCACCUACCCCAUCGAUUGGCACAUUAUCGGACACACCAAUGACAGGGCGGAAAAGAGAUGCUGAAGAUGCAUUUGAGAAGAGCAUUGAGAGGAGGUUAAGGAGAAAGAUCAAGAAUAGGGAAUCUGCUGCCCGAUCACGUGCCAGAAAGCAGGCUUACCAUAACGAGCUGGUUAACAAGGUUUCGCGAUUAGAAGAGGACAAUAUAAAGCUCAAAAGAGAGAAGGAAUUUGAUAUAAAAUUUCAGUGUGAAACAUCUGAACCAAAAUAUCAACUUAGAAGAACAAGUUCUGCCAUUAUCUGACUUGUGUUUUCCGUUGUUUCAAGUUUUCUAGUUGCCAAAAUGUUAGGCUAUCCAGUUGGCUUGUUGAUGGAACUGCUUUGGGGAUUCAUCCAAGGGUUUGGCCUUUUCUACAUUUAUAAUUAUAUAUGUUGGUUUUCUACAGCUUCCAAAAA
Molecule: messenger RNA, 1055 nt
Organism: Hibiscus syriacus
Lineage: Eukaryota; Viridiplantae; Streptophyta; Magnoliopsida; Malvales; Malvaceae
Product: ABSCISIC ACID-INSENSITIVE 5-like protein 5
Exons: 5
Coding region: 217-903 (228 amino acids)
Biological process (GO): positive regulation of DNA-templated transcription
Cellular component (GO): nucleus
Molecular function (GO): DNA-binding transcription factor activity
Source: RefSeq, a predicted model, not a curated record